GUCAAAACUUUUAUUAUUUUGGAAAACGCACGACAAAACGAAAUCAAAUUUUCCAAUAUUUUUUAUUUUUCGAAGGAAAAUUUGUAUCCGACAAUACGAUAUUUUAUCGGAAUACCCAAAAUAGUCAUAGUCAAUCCUUUUAUAUAAUUCCCAACAAAUAAAUUAUUUAUUCCAAUGGCUUUAAAACUUGCAAUCAAAUCCGGUCUAGCUUACAGCGCUAUGCAUUAUGCGUGCAGCCUUGGCGUUUGGGGCAAUAGCGUUCAAGCAGAUAAGCUCUAUAACGAGUUUAAGGAUAAGGCAAGGCCACAUGUAAAUAGUUUACAGAAACAAUUGCCCUUCGAUGUACCGAAUCUACCCCAAACGGGAGAAGUUCGAUUCCUAGCAAAACACUAUUACAAUAAUGGUGUAAAGAGUACCUUCCAAUUUAUCAUAAUGCUGCCAUGCUACGCUGGUCAACUAAUCAAGAAGACCAAAGAUGCAAUCAAUAAAACGUUGGAAGCACCUGCCGCAAAGAACUGAGUAUCUCUGAGGGGAUAGAUGGUAGGUUGUGUUUCGAUUAGAGACUUGUGGUGUUAUUUCUUUGUUUGUAUAUCUUGUGCUGGCCUCGUGGAUUUAUUGCUGAUAAUAAAGGAAAAUGUUUUAAGUUAAA
Episyrphus balteatus (marmalade hoverfly) is the source of this 649-nucleotide messenger RNA. RefSeq names its product MICOS complex subunit MIC13 homolog QIL1 (gene QIL1). NCBI's taxonomy places the organism in Eukaryota, Metazoa, Arthropoda, Insecta, Diptera, Syrphidae. The coding region runs from base 175 to 519 and encodes 114 amino acids. The record is from RefSeq and is a predicted model, not a curated record. Gene Ontology annotation, cellular component: mitochondrial crista junction; MICOS complex. The transcript is spliced from 2 exons. Gene Ontology annotation, biological process: cristae formation.